UCUUUUUUACAAAUGGUUUUACUUGUGUUAUGCACACCUGAAAUAAACAGUCAACAUUGAGAUCGAGCCUAUCUAUCUUAGUCAGUUAAAUCUUGUCAAUUAUUAAAUCUCGAUCUAGUGUUAAGCUACCACAAUACUUGAAUUAAGUUGAAUUAAAUUUGAGUCCUAGCCGACCUAGCCCUACUCUACUAGUAUUAGACUAGCCACUAGAGUAGAGUCUAGACUGAACUUCACUGAAGAUUCUCUACUCUAGUCUCUACUCACUACUACUACUGACUCUCUAGUCUAGUCUAGACGACUCACUCGACUCAAGUAUCUCAAGUCUAGACUUAACUUAUGACUAGAUUCUAGAUUCAUUCUGAUUCUCUAAAACUAGGAUCUAGAUUCUACUAUACUAUAGUUAACUAUAGUAUAUAUUAUAAUUAUUAUAUAUUCUAGAUAUAGACUAUAUCUUUAGAAGUUUAGGUCAAAGUUUAAAAAACAAUAAGAUCUAGACUCUCUAGAUCUGCAUUAUUUGUGGUCAAAUAUAAUUAUAUAUCAAAUUUCUGAAAAUGGGAGAUGAUGUUCAGUUGUCAUGUGGGCCUGGCUCUCCCAGGAAACACACCUUGGAAUUAGAUACAACUACAGAAAUUAAUACUAAGAAAUUGAAAGUUGAAUAUGAAAAUGAUUCUGAUUGUAAAGAUCGCAGUGAUGACAGUGAUGAUGGACAAAGAGAAGAUGAAGCAAUGCCAGAAACAGAUCAAUCUAUAAAUUCUAGUGAUGCAGUUCCAAAAUUAGAUCCACUAAGCUACACCAAGACUAAUGAGUUCACAUCUGAAAUCUUCAAAAUUCAAAUUUACAACCUACCAACGUUUGGUUUCUCAGACCUGAAAAAAAGGCUCAAGUCUACACUUGGUCUGAAUCCACACAAGAUCAAACAUAUCUCUAACACCUUGGUUACCUAUGUUUGUUUUAGAAAUGAAGCUGACAGAGACAAAGCACUGCGUAGAGUCAAUGGACAUAGAUGGAAAGGGAAAGUUUUGGAAGCCAAGAUUGCAGCUCCUAUGGCAGAUCCAUAUUUACAGAAACGUUUACAGGCACAAGAGGCCAAAAGCUCACAGCAGACAGACUCGGCGCCAAGCAUUGAAAGUCUCACACCAGAGGAAGCCGAAGCUCGACUCAAAGCCAACAUUUGUCCAUUGUGGAAUACUGAUUAUUCUCAACAGUUGCAGAUCAAAGUGGAGAAAAUGAAGACAGUUUUGGAAGGCAUUUCAAAGCAUGAUUUUAUAAAGCACCUGUUUGAAGACAGAUCAAAGAAAAAGGGCAUGUGUGAGUUGCUUCCCAUAAUUCCUUCACCUGUCAUUACAGAAUACCGUAAUAAAAAUGAGUUCAGCAUUGGGUUUGGACUGGAUGGAAAAACCAAAAUGGUGGGCUUCAGAUAUGGCCUUUACAAAGAUGGAUGUACAGCUAUUGGUGACUGCACUAACCUGGGUAUAGCUAUGCCUGCAGCAAUUCCAGUUGUUAAGAGCUUUACAGAGUUCAUUAGAAAAUCUAAAUGGGAGCCGUAUGUUCAACAUUCAGGCACUGGGCACUGGCAUACACUGACUGUUCGGACUUAUCUCACCGGAGAUGUCAUGGCCAUGGUAGACUUUCAACCACGUUCACUGAAUGAGGAGGAAAUCGAAGCAGCUCAGUAUUCUCUGAAAGAGUUUUACACUCAAGGUGAAGGUCGGGAUGUUAGCAUCACAUCUUUGUACUUCAGAGUCCUAGGAGGGAAAGGUAUAAGAGAUCAAACAAAAUUACAGCACUUAUGUGGACAAACACAUGUGCAUGAGUCUUUGAUGCAACUCAAGUUUCGUAUUUCUGCAGAGGCUUUUUUUCAAGUCAAUACACCUGCCACAGAAAAACUCUACGAGUUGAUAGCUGAAUGGGCUAAUGUGUCUCCGUCAACCACAGUCCUAGACAUUUGUUGUGGGACUGGCACGAUUGGUCUUUCACUGGCCAAUAAAGUAAUGUCUGUGAUUGGUAUAGAAAUGUCCUAUCCAGCAAUUCAAGAUGCCAAAGCCAAUGCUAGAAUAAAUGGUAUCACCAACGCUGUAUUUCAUUGUGCUAAAGUGGAAGACAUAAUAAACAAAACGGUUAAUUCACUGUCGUCACCUCAAUAUCAGGAUGUUGUGGCUAUAGUUGAUCCGCCUCGGGCUGGUUUACACAAAGACGUCAUCAAAUGUUUAAGAAGAUGUGAAGCCAUCCAAUAUUUGAUUUAUGUUUCUUGCAAUCCUGCCAGUGCCAAGAACAAUUUUGUUGACCUCUUACGCCCAGAAACUGGAAGGCACAAGGGUCUCCCAUUUAUCAUGGAUAAGGUCAGACCUGUGGACCUCUUCCCAGGAACUAAACACUGUGAACUUGUGGUUCUCUUUAAGCGUGAGGAGACCACUGCUAGCACUAAUAAUCCUGAAGUCAUGGCUAGAGAAGAUACUGCCACUGGUUCCACCCAAGGUGUGCCAGAAGAAGAUACUGCCACUGGUUCCACCCAAGGUGUGCCAGAAGAAGAUACUGCCACUGGUUCCACCCAAGGUGUGCCCGAAUCUGCAGCUGUCCUUCCUGGGGAACCGAACCUAAGUUUAUAAGAACUAUUCCAGUCACAGAAAAAUGUUUUAAAUUUGUUUCUUAAGUUAACAUUUAAUUUCUAAAAAUAAAGUGUAUACAAAUCCUUUGA
Molecule: messenger RNA, 2695 nt
Organism: Biomphalaria glabrata
Lineage: Eukaryota; Metazoa; Mollusca; Gastropoda; Planorbidae
Product: tRNA (uracil-5-)-methyltransferase homolog A-like
Exons: 19
Coding region: 552-2606 (684 amino acids)
Biological process (GO): RNA processing
Molecular function (GO): RNA methyltransferase activity
Source: RefSeq, a predicted model, not a curated record